This is a messenger RNA of Bolinopsis microptera, 1341 nucleotides long. Its product is annotated as sedoheptulokinase-like. Gene Ontology annotation, biological process: phosphorylation; glycerol metabolic process. The transcript has a single exon. Gene Ontology annotation, cellular component: cytosol. Bases 45 to 1340 code for a protein of 431 amino acids. The record is from RefSeq and is a predicted model, not a curated record. NCBI's taxonomy places the organism in Eukaryota, Metazoa, Ctenophora, Tentaculata, Lobata, Bolinopsidae. Gene Ontology annotation, molecular function: sedoheptulokinase activity.
AAAUGUCACGUGUUGUUAUGCACAGCACAUAGUCGUCACGUGUCAUGUCACGUGUAGGUAUUGACAUUGGAACCACCUCUAUAAAAUGCUGCUUCCUCUCCAACCCCUCUUCUUCUCCCUCUACAAUCUUACACACCAAACAAGUCCACACUGCUGAUAUAAUCUCCAGUGACAACAAACACGAGCAAUGUGCGCAGCGCAUUCUGAGUGCAGUACGCACUGCGCUUGUUGCACUUGCUGAAAAGAGCGGUGCGCUCAUUCUAAACGUAAACACAGUGUCAGUGUGCUGCCAAAUGCACGGUGUCAUGUUGUGGAAUGAUGAGCACGACACAACUACCCUGGUCACGUGGCAGGACCACCGAUGUUCUGACGACUUUCUCAGAGAGAUCAGGAGCUAUUCUGAGUUUAGUGAUGAUCUGCACGCGGGGUAUGGUAGCGCUACUCUAGCUUGGCUUGCACGGAACACACCCUCCGAACUGAAGAAGUAUAAACACUGUGGGACUGUAGCAGAUUACUUAGUGUUCGUGCUGUGUGGUUUAAGGGAGGGUGUUAUCAGCGAUCAUAAUGCUCAGAGUUGGGGGUUAUUUAAUGACAAAACAAGAAACUGGGACAACAGAGCUUUAAAUACAGCCGGGGUUACAAUAAACUUACCCAAAAUAGUGAACAAUGGAAACAUAAUAGGUUGUGUUGUCAACGAAAAGUUCAGCAUCCAAAAAGGAGCCCAAGUUUUCAUUCCCGUUGGUGACCUACAAGCUUCAGCGUAUUCAGUACUAGGAGCGAGUUCAGGGCGAGUUUUCAACUACGGUACAGCUUCUCAAAUAGUUCACACUACAAAAUGUGAUGAUUUUGGGGAUCUACCAGUCUCGGUUCGUCGUACAUUGUACACGGAUAAAUAUAACUUGGUAACUGCUGCGUCACUUAACGGAGGGAACUCAAUGGAGAUAGUUUUUAAACUGUUCUCCUCACUAACCGCUGAUCUUCAUUACGACACUGUUAUGGAGUUAGCCUACGAGAAAAGAAACACAGAUUUAAGGGUUUGUCCCGUCUUUUUUGGGGAACGUCACGAUACGGGCACAUUUGGUAGUUUUUCAAAUGUGACUUCAGAUAAUUUUACAGUUGGAGACAUUAGUGCUGCUGUUUUACGAGGAGUUGUAGAGAAUUUGUGUGAAAUGAUGGGUGGUGUCCAGACUAACUUUGAUACUUUGUAUGCUGUUGGAAUAGCGGAGAGGCCGAUCUUGCAGCAUUAUUUGAGAGAAGUUAUGGGGGAUUUUGUGCUCUUUGAUAAAGAUGUUACUGCGGCUUAUGGUGCUAUUCUAUUUGAUUUAGAUAAUAUGAAGUGAA